ACUCAGCUGUUGCGCCGGGGAGAGUGCGGUAGCAGAGCCUCUGGUCUAGCACUGGGUACACGUCUGGGUGACACCAGUGUCCCACGUCUGGGGUGGCGUGUAGUGUGGUGAAAAAGUGGUGCAGAACGGUGGUCAACAUUGGUGACUGCGCUAGUGAGGGCGUGGAACUGGUGACCAUGUGGUGACUGAGCCACAGGCUGUGCUCCGCUCUGGUGACGGAGCUGGUGAUCUUACUGGUACUGGUGACGGUGGCAGCGGGAGCAAUCGACACAAGGCCAAACACGCACACGUACGGUCCGCGAUGUCGGGCCGCGGCUGUGGAGUGGUCUCCUGCUACCACGAGCACGUGUCACGACUCUCCGUCACGUUUGGCGCCGUCACGCUGGCGCUCGUUACGCUGUGCGUGGCUACCGACCGCUGGGUGACCACCACCGAGGGGUCGCCAGUGACGUCAGAGCCAGCCGCCUCCAGUGACGUCACCAGGUUCAGAAUCGGCCUGCUGCGGAUCUGCCGCCUGGCCGACCAGGAAGGUGAUGGUUCGAACUCCUCAGACUCCGAGGAUUGCUCCUGGAUUGAUUAUCUAAACACAGACCGUCUCACCAGCGUGGACAUCAAAUCCAUUCACCUGGUGGCCGUGUUCACCGUCAGCGUCGUCGACCGGAUCAGGCGGAUAGCUCCGGUGCUGGCACUGUGUCUGACAGUGGCCGUGGUCGGCUGCGUGCUCUCCAUCGUGGGACACUGCAGAAAGUCGCGCUGCACCAUCGCCGCUGCCGGCAUGUUCGUGUUAGCAGGUCUGCUACUGGGCUCCGCUCAGGUGGCCAUGAUGAACAUGCUCUCAGACGAGUUCCUCGUUCGUCCGCUACGCUCCGGUGGCGCCACCAGCUACAAAAUGGGCGCCUGCUUCUACGGCGCCGCCGCCGCCAUCUUGGUCGCUCAGCUGGCGGCACUCAUGUCCGCACACGCUUUUCUUCGGCGCGUGCGCAGUCCGGUCGACCUGCUGAAACGCGCGCCCACGCGUCCUCCGGAACUUUUUGUCGGGACGCACAAGCUGGAUCUCGCCGCAGAAUCGCCCCUGGCGCCCGUGGUCGGUCACUCGCGUACGCUGCCCUCUCGCGGACGGUAUGCGAAACAGGUGACAUUUGACCUUGACGAGCCGCGCCCUCUAGUGGAGAACAAUGGCGGCGUAGCGGGAGGUCACGUGAGGUCGCUGUGCGACCUGCACAGAGCCGAUGAUCGAUUUGAUUGUAGUAGAGUGUAGAGGGGAGGGGGGACUUUCGGGGGACUUUCGGGGGGAGGACUUUGAGGGAAAAAAAUGUGAAGAGGCACUAGGCAGGGAAGGGAGGGGUAAUCGGCAAUGUUUUCACUGAGUGUGUAUGUUAGGCUAGUGGAUAUCGUGGGCGAUUUUUGUUAUGGACUUGUCACAUCAAUGCUUGGCGAGAGCCGAGAACACAGCGAUUUUUGUUGUAAGGACAAAAUAUAUUCGUACUGUGUUUGGUAACGGGCCUUACAGA
Messenger RNA from Amphibalanus amphitrite, 1511 nucleotides. RefSeq lists its product as uncharacterized. Lineage: Eukaryota; Metazoa; Arthropoda; Thecostraca; Balanomorpha; Balanidae. Gene Ontology annotation, biological process: positive regulation of synaptic transmission, glutamatergic; postsynaptic neurotransmitter receptor diffusion trapping; transmission of nerve impulse. Gene Ontology annotation, molecular function: voltage-gated calcium channel activity; channel regulator activity. The transcript is spliced from 5 exons. Gene Ontology annotation, cellular component: postsynaptic density membrane; AMPA glutamate receptor complex. The coding region runs from base 302 to 1258 and encodes 318 amino acids. The record is from RefSeq and is a predicted model, not a curated record.